CAUCAUGAGUUACUUCCUGUCUUACUGCAAAGCUCACAGCGGCGCGCUGCUCACAGGCUACCAGGCCCUGCGUGCCGAGGGCUUCUUGUGCGAUGUGACCCUGGUGGCAGAGGGCAGCGAGUUCCCAGCGCACAAGUCGCUCCUGGCUUGCUCCAGCGACUACUUCAGAGCCCUGUUCAAGAGUCACACACAGGAAUCCCGGGCGCGCGUGAUCCACCUGCACGUGCCGUCGGCGGCCGGCCUGCAGCGCCUGUUGGACUUCAUCUACACUGCCUGGCUGCCGCUCUCCAUGGACACCGUGGAGGACACUCUGGAGGCCGCUAGCUAUCUGCAGGUCACCGACGCCCUGGGUCUGUGCGGCCGCUACCUGGAGCGCCAACUGGCCCUAGAAAACUGCUGUUUCACCUCUAACGUGGCAGCUCGCUUUGGCCUGGCGCACACGCUGGGCGUGGCGGAGCGCUGCGUGGUGCACCACCUGCGCGACCUACUGUGGCUGGGCGCAGGCCCUUCGGGGCUGCUAGAACUCAAUCCGGUUUCCUUGAGGGCUGUGUUGGGGGCCCCCGACGUGGCACGCGUGCCCGAGGCUCAGCUGCUGGGUCUGGCGCUGGCCUGGCUGCGGCAGGAGCCCACUACUGAACGCCAGGAGCACAGUUCAGCGCUGCUGGAAUGCAUUCGCUUCGGCCUGGUGCCAGCCGAUGUGCUGCGACGCGUGUACUCUGGCUCUGGCCUUGCACUGCCCCCCCGGGUCAAGGGCCUCAUCAUUCAGGCCCUCAACUAUCACACAGCACCCUCCCGCCAGCCGCUUGCGCAGGGUGUGCAAACCAGCAUCCGAAGUCCCCAGACCCGCAUCUUGUUGGUUGGAGGACGCAGGGCCAGGGAAGCCGUGACUGAAGAGGUCGUGGCUCCUCGAGUGGCAGCCAGGGACCGGGGUGCCAUGGCUGAACCGGAGGGUGAGGAGCGAGAGGAGGAAGAAGUAGAAGUGGAGGAAGAAAAGGAGUGGGAGCUCACCCAGGAUGUGGUGGCCUUUGACGUGUACAAUCACCGCUGGCGCAGCCUUACACAGCUGCCAGCACCAUUGCUGGGACACAGCGUGUGUACUGUGGGCAACUUCUUGUUUGUGCUGGGUGGGGAGACCCCUUUGGGCAGCACCUCCACUCUCAUAGCUGAUGAGUCACGGGUGGUGACAGCUCAAGUGCACCGUUAUGACCCGCGCUUCCACGUUUGGACAGUGGUGCCUGCCAUGAAAGAAGCACGGGCCUAUUUCUGGUGUGGCGUGGUGGGUGAGACUCUCUUAGCUGUAGGGGGCCUGGGCACCAGUGGCGAGGCGUUGUCCUCGGUGGAGGUGUACGACCUGCGCAGGGACCGCUGGAUGGUAGGCACUGAGCUGCCAAGGUCCUUGCAUGGCCACGCAGGGGCCGUGGGGGACCGCGGCAUUGUGUACAUUUCUGGGGGCAAGGCUGGACGAAGUGAAGGCGGAGCUAGUAGCCUCCGUGACUUGUAUGCGCUUGGCCCUGGGGAGCAGGUAUGGAGCAAGAGGGCACCCAUGAGCACGGCUCGCUUUGGGCACCACCUAGCAGUGCUGCGAGGUGCCGUGUUUGCCUUUCUGGGAAGAUACGAGCCGUUCUCUGAGAUUGAGCGCUAUGACCCUGGCACAGACCAGUGGACUCGGUUGCGGCCACUACCCUAUGACCGCUUCUGUUACGGGCUGGCCGUGGUGGAAGAGACUGUGCUGCUGUUGGGAGGCCUCAAGUGGCGGGACUCACGCCAGGUACCCACCCGUAAUGUGGUGGGCUACGACCUUGACCUGGACCGCUGGGAGGACAUCAGCUGUGCUCUGCCCUGGGCCUGGGAUGGUCUGCAGUGUGCAGUGCUGCAGCUGACUGAGAGUGAAGACGAGGAGAGAGGGGAAGAGCCUGGAAAAGUGUUAGAUUUGGUUUUAGGUUGAACAGGCUAGUCCAGUCUCUGGAGGACAGAGAAGGAAGUCCUGCCUGACUGGGCUUAAAGAGCAACAGAUGGGCUUUUUCUGAGUGUGGCAUUCUGGUAGCAGAAGGGUGUCUGGAGGCUUAGGAGGCAGACAAGGCCUUGGCCAAAGACAAACAGUUCUUCUCGAGCUGAGAAUGGGAGACAGGAGAGGUCAAAUAGAUUUACGAGUUGGCUUCAGCAAGCUAGUGAUUUUUAGAGAUACAUGCUGGGCUAGACACUCACCUUUUGGGAAUAUAAUAUGACCUCAUUUCCCCUCUUAAGAAAUGUUUCCUUACGUGCUAAUUAAUAAUUACUUUGUGUACCCCCCCAAAAGGCAAAAAAAAAAAAAAAUGUAAAAGACUUCAUUGAACCUCAGAAAACUACUGUUUAUAGUCUGUAUGAAAUAGCACUAGAAGAUGGCAUUGUUCAAAUACAGAAGGAGAAAGUGCUUUGUUUAAACAGUAUGAAAUAUUUGUAAAAACAAUGAUUUUAUGAUCGAGACAUAGUGAUAGAAAUAGAACUAAAGAAAAAGAUCCCUUAGGAAAAAAGCACUUUCUUUGCGAAAGUAUCCUUAGUUAAACCCCCUGAUCCAACUCCUAGUCUGCUUUUGGCAACUUGAGUUUAAAGUCACAUUUCAGUAGCCACAAUAGGCCAUCUUUGGGAUAACAAAGCUUAUUUUUGGUAAUUCCCCCCCUUCCUCAAAAGAACCACAGAGAAAGGAAAGAGGAGGCGAAGUUUCAAGUUUGUGUCACGUAUGUGAGAAACGAGCUUGAUUUUUCAAGGUCUCAGAGAGGAUAACCUCUGAACAGGUGCUGCUUCUGGCUUGUUCCACCAGAGAGGUGGCAAUGUUAGAACUGAAGUGAUGGGAUUGUGAUUACAUCACAAAGAAAUGUGGUAAGGAAUUUGCAUGAAUAAAGUAGGUGCUUUAUAAGGAU
Molecule: messenger RNA, 2897 nt
Organism: Cavia porcellus (domestic guinea pig)
Lineage: Eukaryota; Metazoa; Chordata; Mammalia; Rodentia; Caviidae
Gene: Klhl34
Product: kelch like family member 34
Exons: 1
Coding region: 5-1945 (646 amino acids)
Molecular function (GO): protein binding
Source: RefSeq, a predicted model, not a curated record